AUGGAAAAUGACACUCACCCGACAUUGUUAAAAUUUGGGCAUUACAGUAAUAGUACUGAGUAUAUUAGCAAACUGACAGGACAAGAAUUCACACAUUUAUAUCUAACUGAUAGUGAUAAACACAUAGCAGUAGGUAUACCUGGUGAUAAAUUACACAUUAGAACUGUAAAUAGAGGACCUAUAUCUAAGAGGACUAACUAUGGGGAUCAGUCGUUUAGUAGUGGCGGUAUAGAUGCCUACCUAGAUGUACAUAUCGAGUCAAACGAUGCUCAUCUAGACCUAGAUAAUGACUGGGAUACUUUGAGAUCUCAGGUCGAAUGUGGUAUGAGUGGCAGGAUACAUAAAUCUAAUGUGGUCUCAUUCACAGUCUUAGAUGCUAAUCACGACCAGACUAUGGCAGCAGGAACUUUAGCAACUGUUAACGACGACGGUAGCCUGUCAAUAGGCAGUGAAAACUCUGAGCCGAACAGUGAUGACGUAGGUUUAGGAAAUCAAGAGUGUGCACCUAGCAAUCAUGACGAGCUUAAAAGGGGAUUGUUUAGUAUAAAAUGA
Messenger RNA from Debaryomyces tyrocola, 552 nucleotides. The record is from the annotation of a GenBank genome assembly. NCBI's taxonomy places the organism in Eukaryota, Fungi, Ascomycota, Pichiomycetes, Serinales, Debaryomycetaceae.